GGUGGUGAGAUACUGCCGGGGGAGGUGGAGGGGGCAGUGCCAGAACUACUACGUCAGCGGGAAAUGCUCGAGCGUUCUGUGGCUACACUCCGAGCGCAGGCGCAGAAGCUGGCCCGCGCACACAAGGAUAAAGUCACCACGCUCGUCAAGGAGAACAGUGACUUGCUGGGAUCACUGCGGGAGCUGGAGGACAAGGUGUGGAAGCUGGAGAGAGACUUACGGCAGGCAGAGAGCAUUGCAGGGCUGAGGGACCCGCGCUCUGGCAAGCGUCGGGCAUCCAGGGACCAACUGGUACAGACGGUGACGCGACAGGCGGACACCAUAGCCCGUCUGCAGGAGCAGCUUAUGAUGGUCCAGAAGGGUGGCGAGGGUGAGGGAGGAGCUGAGGGUGCAAGAGAGAAGGACGGGACCCUCAGCCAGCAGGAGCAGGUUGCAGAAGAGGCGACACCGACAGGAGACGCCACCAAGCACAUCAUCCUGCCACUCAGGGAACAAACCAACCAUAACCUUAACACUGUCGCACCUACACACUGAUACUGUUGCACCUACACACUGAUACUGUCUCACACACACACACACACUGAUACUGCCUCACCCUCACACUAAUAUUGUCUCACCUAAACACUGAUACUGUCUCACCCUCACACUAAUAUUGUCUCACCUAAACUCUGAUACUGUCUCACACACACACUGAUACUGUCUCACACACACACUGAUACUGUCACACACACACACACACACUGAUACUGCCUCACCCUCACACUAAUAUUGUCUCACACACACACUGAUACUGUCUCACCCUCACACUAAUAUUGUCUCACCUAAACUCUGAUACUGUCUCAUACACACACUGAUACUGUCUCACACACACAUUGAUACUGUCUCACCCACACACUGAUACUGUC
Homarus americanus (American lobster) is the source of this 905-nucleotide messenger RNA. RefSeq lists its product as uncharacterized. Bases 64 to 534 code for a protein of 156 amino acids. The record is from RefSeq and is a predicted model, not a curated record. The transcript is spliced from 3 exons. NCBI's taxonomy places the organism in Eukaryota, Metazoa, Arthropoda, Malacostraca, Decapoda, Nephropidae.